Molecule: messenger RNA, 5039 nt
Organism: Monopterus albus (swamp eel)
Lineage: Eukaryota; Metazoa; Chordata; Actinopteri; Synbranchiformes; Synbranchidae
Gene: tfeb
Product: transcription factor EB
Exons: 12
Coding region: 419-1963 (514 amino acids)
Biological process (GO): regulation of transcription by RNA polymerase II; humoral immune response; positive regulation of DNA-templated transcription
Cellular component (GO): nucleus
Molecular function (GO): DNA-binding transcription factor activity, RNA polymerase II-specific; RNA polymerase II cis-regulatory region sequence-specific DNA binding; protein dimerization activity
Source: RefSeq, a predicted model, not a curated record
UUGUGACAUCUCUACUGUCACACUGAAAACAAAUUAACCUCAGACGUAGCCGCGGUCGAGCACGCUGUCGGAGUUUGUUGCUGUACUGAGAAACUUGAAACACUUGAGCGUGUUUCUCAUAAAGCAGACUUUUUUUCCCUCUGGUAGUACCUGGCAGGUUUUGUGGUUUUAGAGCGUGCGAGAGAAGUAGGCACGCACUUGUGCUGAAUCUGACUCUUACCCUCGUUCUGACUGACCUUCACAGCGGGUCACCAUCCACUUUGUCCAGCGUCCAGACAUGUAACCGGCAGCAUAAGCACAACGUAUUCCUCUCUGUGAACUCUUUUCUUUCCCUCACAAACAGCUUCCUCUACCUCUCGGGCUGGACUGUGGUGCAUUGACGUCGGCUCGCCCUCCCCUGCCCCCUUGCCCUCCAGCAAUGGCCUCACGCAUUGGGCUGCGAAUGCAGCUAAUGCGAGACCAGCUGCAGCAAGAGGAGCAGCGUGAGCGGCAACAGCAGCAGCAGAAUGCAGCCUUACAGUACAUGCAGCAACGUAUGGCUGGGCCACCUGCACCCACCCCAGCUAUCAGCACCCCACAGCAUUACCAAAACAUGCAGGUUCCUGUGGAGGUUCUUAAGGUACAGACCCACCUUGAGAAUCCUACAGACUACCACAUCCGCCAGUCUCGGAGGCAACAGGUGAAAGAAUAUCUGUCUACCACCUGUGCCACCAAACAGAUGGUACAUGCUGUAGCAGGGCUGAUUCCACCCUCUCCUCCCACAAACAUGGGACCCACGGGAGGUUCUGCCCCCCAACCCCUCCACUCCCCGCACAUGCGCACCGAGCAGCUCAUGUCUGGAAACAGCGCCCCCAACAGCCCCAUGGCCAUGCUCAACAUUGGCUCCAGCCACGAGAAGGAGAUGGAUGAGGUCAUCGAUAACAUUAUCGGCCUGCAGUCCAGUUUUGAUGAAAUUCAGUCAUACGUUGACCCUGUCCAGAUGCCAAAUACACUCCCUCUGUCUAGCAGUCACCUGGAUGUGUAUGCAGGUCCUGGGAUGAAGGCGCCAGCCAUUGCUAUGACCAGUAACUCCUGCCCUGCCAACCUAACCAUCAAACGAGAACUGUCAGACACAGAAGCCCGUGCGCUGGCCAAGGAGAGACAGAAGAAAGACAACCACAAUCUAAUUGAAAGGAGGAGAAGAUUCAACAUCAACGAUCGUAUCAAAGAGCUGGGCACCAUGAUCCCCAAAACCAAUGACCUUGUGCAUAGUGAUGUCCGCUGGAACAAAGGCACUAUAUUGCGGGCAUCUGUUGAUUACAUCAAACGCAUGCAGAAGGAUGUGCAGCGGACCAGAGAGGUAGAGAACAACUUCAAACGAAUGGAGAUGGCCAACAAACAGUUGUUGCUACGUAUUCAGGAGCUGGAGAUGCAGGCACAUAUGCAUGGCCUGCCCAGCACCUCCCCCUCUGGCCUGAACCCAGCUGAUGUGAUGUCUUAUAUAAAACAAGAGACCAGCCCAGAGGAGAACCUUUCUCUCUCCCAAGUUCAAGUCCACCACCAUCCCCAGCACCUACCCCAGAACCAGGCUCAGCACCAGGCCCAGCAGCACCACUUUUUCCCACAAAACCACCUCCACCCUCAGGGCCAUGUUCAACCUCAGCCCAGGCAGCUGCCAUCGCUGUCCCAGAACCUCCAGCCACCUAUCCAGUUCCCAGCUGUAGGCAGCUCCCAGCCCUUUGACUAUGCCCAGUCGCUGGACUUGUGCGAUGGGAUACCCGGCUUUUCAGACGGCAUGUCAGGGCUGGGAGACCUGGGCGGACUGGAUGUCCAGGGAAGGAGAGGCGAGCUGGGCUUUCUGAUGAUGGAUGAGCCCUUAUCUCCUAUGGGUGGAGACCCGCUGCUCUCUGCUAUGUCCCCCGAAGCCUCGGUCGACUCCAGCCGCAGAUCCAGCUUCAGCAUGGAGGAUGGAGACAUACUGUAGACACAUGCACUCAUACAAACACAAGCACACAUACAGAGGGUGCAGUAAACGGCUUAAAACCGAUGGUACAUCGACACAAACUUUGCAGCAUCCACAACAAAAAGAAAUCAGCUGUCAGAGGUCACAUACUCACAAAGCACACACCCACAGCAUACAGCACGUAUUAUACACAAUCUGAACAUGCACGUAUGACAGUCAUUUGAGGUACAGUUAUCUGUUAACAGAACAAGCAGAAGAAAGUACGCGACAUUCACAGUGGAAAACAGUGUAUAGUGCAACCACUGCCACUGGCACACAUACAGGUUUGUGAGGAAAAGUGAGCAGCAUGAAACAGUGUCAGGUCAGGAGUUAUAGAGCACACUUUGCCUUGUUUCCAUAAAGGUGCCUCUGAAUCAUAAUUAAACAAGGGACAAAAACCAGCAGUUAAUUAGAUUGAAGUUAUCAGAUACAAGGACAACGAAGUGCAUGGUCUCACUUGAUAGAGGACAAGUUAUUUUCCCCUUUACAUCAGCCUCUUUUAGUAACUGUAAAUGAUUGAAUGAUGGUGAAUAAAAUGGAAAUAGCUUUAUGGUCCUGCAUGCAUAACUUAUCUUCAGGAGAUGCAGUCCAGUCACUUGAUUCUGUUCCUCAGUCUGCUUUUCCACAGUUAGCUUUAGCCUCAAUCAUUAGCUGUGUGCACCUGCUAAGCUGAAGUGUAUUUUCAAAGUGGACAUUGUAGGAGGCGGAUGUUCCAGCUUUCAGCAAAGCCCUUCCCAUUUAUUGCAUCUACUUCACUUCUGGAUGCAACUGUCUUCUCACAAACAUCUACACACACACUGCUGUCCCUCAGUCUCCACACCUUUAAUACCAACCAAAUCUGCGGUAUGUCAGAAAUACUCAGGAACUGUAACAGAAUAUAUCAUUUUUAAGCAGAUGGUAAUCUGGAGUGUGUCAGGGCCAUAACCCCCAUCAGUGUGCCUUUUUCAUUCUAGCAACUCUUAUCAAAUGCAUGUUUUUAUAGGUUCCAUAGGUCAUAAGGGUUUAGACUGAAUAUUGAAUUCAGUUAUGCCUGUAAAUACUUUGUGUGCAUUUGUACCAGCUAUACCUUUGACAAUGCUCUCACUAAGUGUCUUUGUACUAGAAGUACAGCUUGAAGGAAAGGUACCGUAAAGUAACAGGGUUUGAUGCUAGUUUGUCCCAGCAGGCAGCAGCAGUAAUCUUCACAUUACAUUAGCACACACGUCCUUGUAUUCACACUGUCACCAACAGGCACUCAUUAAACAUGCAGAUUCUCCCCUAAUACACCCACAUGCAUUAUAGUGCUCCCAUACAUACAGUACAGUCAGCAAGUCUCCUGUGCUUCAGUCUCGCCCUUGAUGAACUGAAAGAAGCUGCCAGCUGCUGAGGUGAACUUCAGGCCUGCAGUUCAACCUGCUGCUGGAGUCUGUUAUCCCAGGGCUGCUGUUGUUGGAGCAGGCUGAGGGGGACCCGAGUUGGAUCUUUGCUGUGGUAGGCCUGGGGCUUGGCUUUAAUUUGUGAUAGCUUAUGAUCAGUGCUGAUUAAGGUAGAAAAAAUAAUGAAUGGUAAUUUUUUUUUUUUUGAUCAAAAGAUGUUUGUAUUCUUUAUUAUAGUUUGUUUUUAACUAUAUCUCCCAAAGCACUGCAAACUGUUAUUGUAUUGACUUUGUACAUGGAAGAAUUGUGGAAUAAGAUUUAUUUCAAAUGUUUUAUGCCACUAAGCCACUCAAAUGUAUUUUAUUUGUAUUUGUUGUAUUGCUUUUAUUUCAAUUUUAUUCCAAAAUUAGUCUAUCUUGUCGUCAGAGCCAUAUUCUUGGAAGUACACUGUAAUGUGCCAGUAAUGUUUCAUUUGGGGAUGGGGCAGCCAUUUUUAAACUUCAAGUAAAGUUUGAGAGAUGAAGUGUGUGUACAUAUAUGUUGCCAUUUUUAUAUAAUUGGGUUUUUGUUUUUCUCUGUUGCAAUUUUAAAAAUUUAUGCCAGACAUAAAUGAAAGUUUAUUCUUGGAUUUGAUUGAAUUCAAAUUGCUCAUAUAAUGAAUGUAAGGUUUACCAGGAGUCCUGGUCACAGGUUGGUGUUUUCUCCACACCUCCCUUUCUCCCUAAUUUUGGUUUCUAUGGAGACCAAAAAUGUAACAUGUCACAUAAACUCUGGCCUGAGGAGCUGCCAUGGUGACUAUGUGUUUGUCUCUGUCUGUCUCAGUCUUGUGCCUUUGCCUUAUCAGCCACAGUUUGAUUGUUGUACUGGCACCCAGCAAACACUCCGCAGAGCUGCUCAGGCCUCCUUUACCCAUCCUCUAGAGGGCGCUCUACAGGGCAAACUACACAGGAAAACGUGGGUUUGAUUUUACUGAUAUGUUUUGCCAGAGUCCAUUCAAUUUUAAUUUUUUUUUUUUAUUACUGAUUUGAAAGAUCAAUGUUUGUGUGUGUAUGCGUGUGUUUUUGUGUGUUGUGUACAUGUGUCUUUGAAUGAUGUGGGGACAAAAAUGUUGCUUCACAUAGUCACAUGUUUUUACAUUGAUUUGCUGCAGAGGUAACAUUCACUUGUAAAAGGAUUUUGUGACAUCACAACUGACUAGUAUGUGGCUUACACAAGCAUGAUGUGGAAACCAAAUCUCACGCACAUGCACUGAGAUUUUCCCAUGAAUUAAAAUGUAUAUGUGUCUAACUACUUAAAUGUUUGUGCAAAUGUGUUAGGGAUUAUGCCUCAUUGUCUCUGAUGCCUAUGUGGGCAGAUGGUGGAUUAAAUAAACCUAGUAAAUAUUAGUACUUUUUGUUAUCCACCAGGGGGCACUAAAGAUUUGCAUUUCAGAAGACCAUCUUCUGUCUCCUUAAACUUUGUUGUGAUAUUACUGUCACAGCAGUUACAGAAAGGACUGCUCGGCCAUGUAAUUAACCUUUUUUUUUUUUUAAGUACUCCUUAAGAACCCAAUCUCAUUUUUGCUUGUUCACAAAAAAUGGAAAGAGAAACUGAUGCAUAGUAUGUUUUUUGUGAAGAAAACCAGCAGCAGCUGUUGGACAUAUUGAUUGCUUUUUUUUUUUUUUUGUUUUGCUCUGGUGAAUUAAACCUUUUUAAUAAAAUCU